ACUCCAUCAACGACAGCUUCAAACGCCUUAAUAGGGAGAGGGGAGAGAGAAAGAGUUAAGAGGAGAGAGAAAGAAGCUCCAUUUCACUCCGUUUUCUCUCUCACUCCUUCAUCCUCGGUUCAUUCCUCUUCUGAAUACGAUUGGUUUCUGUUUACAUAUUUCUAGAAACUUAUACAUUAUAAACAUAUACAAUUGUGUGUAUAUAUACAUAUAUCUUAUAUAAUAAAGGAAUACAAGAACAUGGAUGAGUUUGGAGUUCUGGUUGAGCGGUAUGGCGUCAAGUCGCGUGGAAAUUCGAUUCCUUUGGCCAAUUUAAAAGCUAAAAGCAAGCCCAGCAGUGGUUUCCCUAACGAUUCGGGGCAAAAGUCUUCCCACAAUUCGGAUCCCUAUGAUCUGGAUGGCGUUUUCCGAUCCGGUAAAACUUCUGGGCAACAGAAUUAUGACAAUAGUGAUAUCUUUGGCGGGCAGUUCCCGAGUUCGAACUCGACCACCGCCCAGCAAAGUCAUGUCGAUUUGGACACGUUUUUUAAGGGUUCGACGAAUCAGAACGGGAAUAACAGAAACAAUUCGAAUUUGAGAGACGAGUUUGAUUUUUUCGGGUCUGCGCCCAAGCCGAGUGAUUCGGUUGAUGAUUUGUUUGGGAAUUUGGGAUUCAAAUCGGGAGGCCUGAAGAAAACUGCAGUCCAAAAUGUGCAUGACUCUGAUGAUUUGAUUCCUGGUUUUGGUUUUCAUAGCAACAGUGAAAAAUCAGCAAGGACAAGUCACUCUCAGCAAUCAAGUGUUCAUUCAUACAAACAAAGCUCCACCUUUGCUGAUGAUCCUUUUUCGGUCUUCGAAUCUACCCCACCUGUGCAAAAUGUUUCUUCCUGGCCAUCCUCUGAUCCAUUGGAGAAACUUGCAGAAACUAAUCCGUCAAUCGAUGAACUUGAGGAUUUUGUGAGUGGUAGGGGUACGAGUACCUCACAAGGACAACAACAUUAUGUUUCUAGAAAAGAGUCGAACGUGAAAAAGACACAUAGUGCAGGGGACAUAUUAAGCAAUACCAGCACGGACCACAUGUUUGACGGAUUGUUCAACAAUAAUGGAGGAGGCACGAAAGAUAAGUGGACCUCUCAUGGGACCCAAUCUACUGGAAAGAGCAAAUCACCUUUGAAAAAUUUUGUUGAUGACUUCUCCUCCUCUCUUUUUGGAGACCUUGGCUCGUCAUUUGAUGAAUUCCAUGAAGUAGAAGGAGAAAGUGUAGAAAGAAGAAGAGCUAGAUUGAAUCACCAUACAAGGACCCGGGAGCGAAUGGCUAGAGCUCUGGCUGAAAAAAAUCAGCGUGAUCUUCAGACACAGCAAGAGCAAGACGAGAAGAGUAGGCUUGCUGAAGCUUUGGAUGAGGAAAUAAAGCGUUGGGCUGCAGGAAAGGAGGGCAACCUUCGUGCAUUACUCUCAUCGUUGCAAUAUGUGCUAUGGCCUGAAUGUGGUUGGCAGGCAGUUUCAUUGACUGAUUUGAUCACUUCAACAUCUGUCAAGAAGGUCUAUCAUAAGGCAACUUUAUGUGUUCACCCAGACAAGGUUCAACAAAAGAGGGCAAGUCUCCGAGAAAAGUAUAUUGCAGAGAAGGUUUUUGAUAUUCUGAAGGAAGCUUUUGGCAAAUUCAACGCCGAAGAACUAAGAUGAGUCAGUAUCAUAUCAUCUUUGGUGCCUUUUUAUUGUUAGUGGACAAACUCUGUUAAUCCACAUCAUAAAGGAGGGUAUGGCCUUUGCAAUCGUUACUCGUUAGUUAUUGCAUGGAUUUGUUUAUUUAUUGUUUGUUCUAAAUGGUUUUUUGCAAACAAGUUGAAUACUUCACAUACUAUGCCCAGUUGGGUUGUGUUGUCAUAGCUUUUUGCAUUGUGCAUAAUUUGUUCAAUUAGAUGCUAAAGAUCAUUGAGGGUUCACUCUUAUAUUAACGGCGUCAUUGUAGUUUGUGGCAACCAUUUUUGGUGCUAAUUUCAUGCUGUGAAAACUGAAAAGCAGCCUAUGUUGUUUCCUUUA
Ipomoea nil (Japanese morning glory) is the source of this 2022-nucleotide messenger RNA. RefSeq names its product auxilin-related protein 1. NCBI's taxonomy places the organism in Eukaryota, Viridiplantae, Streptophyta, Magnoliopsida, Solanales, Convolvulaceae. The transcript has 9 exons. Gene Ontology annotation, cellular component: cytoplasm; vesicle; intracellular membrane-bounded organelle. Gene Ontology annotation, biological process: clathrin-dependent endocytosis; clathrin coat disassembly. The coding region runs from base 241 to 1665 and encodes 474 amino acids. Gene Ontology annotation, molecular function: clathrin binding. The record is from RefSeq and is a predicted model, not a curated record.